UGGUCACCGUGAGCUGCGGCGAGCGCAGCUUCGCCGGGAUCCUGCUGGACUGCACGAAAAAGUUCAUAGUGGACGGUGAGCACAGAAGUGCCGUGUUUCCCUUAACUUGGCGGAAGAAGUCUGGUUUUGUGCGUAAAAAGUAACAGGUUUUGGCAAAAGGGCCUCGCAGGUGACAUCGCAUUUGUUUAGAAGUUACGCAUACCUACGCGGCCUUGUUUUUCACUGUUUGGAACAGUGAGUGUCUUCCUGCUGCACCGGGUGUCGCUGGUCCGGCCUGUUUGGCCUGCCCCUGUCGGCCCCGCUGCCCCAGCCCGAGGACCCCCCAGUCAACGGCUGCCACGGCCCGGCCCCCGCGGAGCAGGACGGAGAGGCAAUGCAGCUGGGGACAGUCCCUCCACCGCCUCCCGACGGGGACCAGCCCCCCGAGACUGCAGACCCCAAGCCACCGCUCGUGCCCCCGUUCCCACCGUAUUUCGAAGGCGCCCCCUUCCCUCCCCCGCUCUGGCUAAGAAGCACCUACCGGCAGUGGGUGCCGCAGCCGCCCCCCCGGACCAUCAAGAGGACACGCCGGCGUCUGUCCCGCAACCGUGACCCGGGUCGGCUGGCCCUGAGCCCCAUCCGCCUGCGGCCGCGCCAAGUACUCUGUGAGAAGUGCAAGAGCACGCUGAGCCCCCCCGAGGCCAGCCCCGGCCCCCCAGGUGCCCCGAGGCCGCGCAGGAGGGUGGGCAGCGGCCCUGGCUUUGACAGCGAGCCCCGCAAGCCGGAGGACCCGGCCGGCGGCGGCGACCCCGCGGCCACCACGAGGAGGAGCAAGAGGGAGAAGCGAGAGGAGGACAAGGCCCGGGUGCCACGGAGCCCGGCCAUCAAGAUCUCCUACAGCACGCCCCAGGGCACGGGCGAGGUCGUGGAGAUCCCCUCCCGCGUGCACGGGUCCCUCGAGCCCUUCUGCCCCUCCCAGGCCCUGCACGGCGGCGGCCAGGACCCCAGCGGGCCCAGCGCCUCCAUCCCCAAGCUGAAGCUGACGCGCCCCGGGCCCCCUGGCGCCGGCCUGCCGCCCCCCAAGAUCCGCCUGAAGCCCCACCGCCCGGGGGCCGGGGAGCGGGAGCCCGUCUACAGAGCCGAGCUGGUGGAGGCGCUCAACGGCCACGGGCGAGGCCCCCGGGCCAGCUCACCCCCUCUCCUGGGCCACGGCUCCGCGGGCCGUGGGCCGGCGGACUCGUCUUCCGGAAGUUCUGGCGAGGACGAUGACUUCAAGCGGUGUCCCCAGGGCAAACCCCAGCAGGACGGCCUGGCGUUCCUCGCCGCCUGCCCUGGGAGGGGGACGGGCUGUGCCGGCGAAUCUGUGUGGAGCAGCGACAGCCUGGACGAGUCCAAAUCGUGCAGCUCGGAAGUGCCGUCACCGGACACGUGCGACCUGUCCGGCGACGGUGCGUCUGUGAGGUCCUCGUCCGGGGCCGCGAGGCAGACGGUCCCGCCCCUGACAGUCAGGCUGCACACACAGAGCGUCUCCAAGUGCGUGACUGAGGACGGAAGGACCGUGGCCGUAGGGGACAUCGUGUGGGGUAAGGUUCAUGGUUUUCCUUGGUGGCCAGCGCGUGUCCUUGACAUCAGUCUUAGCCAGAAGGAGGACGGGGAGCCUUCCUGGCAAGAAGCCAAAGUCUCGUGGUUUGGUUCUCCGACUACGUCAUUCUUGUCUACUUCAAAACUCUCCCCUUUCUCUGAGUUUUUCAAACUGAGAUUUAACCGUAAGAAGAAGGGGAUGUACCGGAAAGCCAUAACGGAGGCCGCCAAUGCCGCGCAGCCUGUGGCCCCGGAAAUAAGGGAGGUCUUAACCCAGUUUGAGACGUAAGCCGCCCGACCAGGUCACCGACGGUGAGGGCGCGGCUGUUCUCCUGGAGCUUCUGACUUUGGGGGUGCCCUCCGCAUCACCUGUUCCGUCUGAGGGGCCCCGUGUGCCUUCUGGCCAGCUGCCUGCACAAAUGCGCCAGGCCCACGGCGGCCAGCCUGCUGGGGGGUCCCCAGAGGGGAGCAGGUGUGUGUGGGGAGGAGGACAGCCCCCAGGAGCACCGCGGCUCCUCCCCGCUGAACGACUUUAUUCCCCCGACUCAGGCUUUAUAGCUCCUGUGGUUUGUGAAGUUCCAGGAGCCCACGACGCCCUUCCUGCUGCUGCCUCGCCCACUGGGGCACCUAGCAGGGGCGAGGCCUGCCACCCCGCGUCCAGGUCCUGGGCCAAGCCCCCUCAGGCCCGCAGGCUUCCAGAAACCAGCUUGCACGUGUGGGGCGCUUCCUCCCCAAGCCCUCUGCGCGGGGUCUCUGUGCACUUGAGAACCCGGAACCUGCCCGGCCUCCCCCAUGAUCCUCCCAAAGCUGGGGGCCCGCGGGCGCCCUGGCGGUGAGGGCCUGGGGAGGGGAGCCACUCUGGGAAUGCGGGAGACUUCCAAAGGAAAACAGCUUGGCCUGUUGUUUGUAGGAGCUGCUCCUGUCUCCUUUCUGUCACUUUAAAGACCAAAAAGAAAAAGAAAGAAACAGAAAA
This is a messenger RNA of Lynx canadensis (Canada lynx), 2533 nucleotides long. RefSeq names its product PWWP domain containing 2B (gene PWWP2B). The record is from RefSeq and is a predicted model, not a curated record. The coding region runs from base 374 to 1849 and encodes 491 amino acids. NCBI's taxonomy places the organism in Eukaryota, Metazoa, Chordata, Mammalia, Carnivora, Felidae. The transcript is spliced from 4 exons. Gene Ontology annotation, cellular component: nucleoplasm; nucleus.